AUGCCCCCAGUGAAGCUGAAUUACACAGGAAGCUUUUUCCGUGCCCACAAGGACACUCCCCAUAGCAAGAGAAUGUUCAGAUCACUCAUCGUAGUCUUCCCAACCCCUCACACUGGGGGUGAACUUGUCCUCCACCAUGUAGAGAAAACCCUUACUUUCAAUUCCGGCAUGGUCCUCGCAGGAUCUCCGGACAAAAUUGCCUUUGUCGCAUUCUUCUCUGACGUUGAUCAUGAAAUUCUCCCUGUUAAGAGUGGUCACCGGGUUACGUUGACUUACAACCUCUACCAUCUGGAUCCUGCCUCUUCUCAACUCCCACCAAACACAGAGGAUGUCUGCUUGGAGCUCGGAUUGGGGGUUUCUAUCAAGAGCGUUAUCCAAGACACUAGCGAUAGGUACGAAGCUAAAUGGAAAAAGCUGAAGGUGCCAAAAAAAGCUCGUUUCCUACCUUGCAUUAUGAUGGACAAACCUAAGGAACUAAAAGGCUGGGGAUCAGCUGAAGUUCCGUUGGUUGAUCAUUUUGUGGAAAGGGAACUCGGAACUCUCAUCCAUCCAUAUGAUAAGAAGUUUUUCGAGUACACGACGCCUGCCUACAGUGGUUCUUUGCCAGAGUCACCACAAAGGUCGAAAGUGGUUGUUUGGAUCUCUGAGUUGGAGGAGAGGACUGGUGGAGGAUAUGAGUUGCCUUUUGUUGCAUGGGAAAAUGAGCAGUCGACGAUGGAGUGGUCUAACGUAGCGAUCUGA
Marasmius oreades (fairy-ring Marasmius) is the source of this 741-nucleotide messenger RNA. RefSeq lists its product as uncharacterized. Lineage: Eukaryota; Fungi; Basidiomycota; Agaricomycetes; Agaricales; Marasmiaceae. The record is from RefSeq and is a predicted model, not a curated record. Bases 1 to 741 code for a protein of 246 amino acids. The transcript is spliced from 2 exons.